Messenger RNA from Bufo bufo (common toad), 746 nucleotides. It is a transcript of the gene NUPR1, whose product is annotated as nuclear protein 1, transcriptional regulator. Gene Ontology annotation, biological process: regulation of transcription by RNA polymerase II; negative regulation of cell population proliferation; negative regulation of cell cycle. The transcript has 3 exons. Gene Ontology annotation, cellular component: nucleus. The record is from RefSeq and is a predicted model, not a curated record. Bases 105 to 353 code for a protein of 82 amino acids. NCBI's taxonomy places the organism in Eukaryota, Metazoa, Chordata, Amphibia, Anura, Bufonidae.
AAAGACCUGAUACAAAAACAACCAGAACCGUCGAGAGCGACAGACGCACGUCGAAAAACCGCACCGAGACCGCACCCCAGAGACCGUCCGCUGUGACCCCCAUCAUGGCCAUCUCCUACGUGGAAGCCGAGAAGCUGAAGCCCACCGAAUUCGAAGAAAAGUACUUCGACGACUACGAGUACUACAACCUCACUGACCGAUACGCCUUGCCUGGAGCAGCCAGGAAGGGACGGACAAAGAAAGAGGCUCGAGAGAACACCAAUAAAGACAGUCCUUCUGGACACGAGAGGAAGAUUGUAGACAAACUACAGAGGACAGAAGGCAAGAAGAAGUCUAAGUCUGGCAAAGAGUGACACAGAUUUUUACUCCGGACGGCACCAGGGCGCAGGAACCGAUGGCAUGUGACAGACACAGAGAACUUGCAGAGUCUGGGACGGUGGACAGAAGUCUCUGCCAUUCACCAGGACGACACUGAGCAGAUGCUGGAGACGCCUGAGCGGCUGCAGAGUAUUGCUCCAGCGCACUGUCUCAACCAGCAGAGAACGCGGCGGCAGCAGAGAUCUGCAGCACAUCACAUCUGUUAGUAGCACUGUAGAGAGGACGCAGAGCAUCGCGCUCUGUCCACCUUUCUGUGAUGUAGUGUUUUACAGUGACCCCUCAAUCAGUGGGCGGAGUCACGGCUCCAUUAACCAUUUCACGGCUGCAUGGAGCAGAAAUAAAGAUGUUUGAUGUAGACGACGUGUGAC